AAAAAACGAGAACUGCCUAUUAUGGAUCAAAUCUAUGCGGGCGCUUUCCUCACCAUUUCAGCAGCAAGAGCAGGAAGAGCCGAUCAUGGCUUCCUUCAGCCGAGAAAUUUGAAGCAAUGCUACGGAACAUUGUGCCGAGUACGAUACCGCCAAAGCGUAGAAGGAGAAAAGCUGCUAGGUUAUAUCGCUGCAAACCCUCUGCACGUUGCAUUCGAUGACCCCAUCGACCCGAGAGGGUGGACUUUCCAGGAGCGUCUGCGAUCUUUCCGCACUCUUCGGUUCGGCGUGAGACAAACAGUGUGGCAAUGCUCUUGGGGUGAGAAAGUCGACGGCGGCCAAGACUACGUGAAAAGGUUCGCGUGGUCGACGGAGGAAUUUAAUCCGUCGAAAUUUACCGGCGCGCCAACCGAUCGACCCUAUCCAUACCCCCUUAGCGACCCAAAUCACAAGGAUCAACUAGACGAAGUUUGGGAUACCUGGCAGACAAUGGUUCGAGAAUACUCUUCAUGUACUUUAGGACAGAGCACUGACAGACUCCCUGCCUUUGCUGCUAUUGCAGAGGCCUUUGGACGCUAUCUGAAGCUGGGACCUGAACAGUACUAUGCGGGACUCUGGGCUCUCGAUGCUUGUAUGCAACUGCGAUGGCGGAGACCAAAACACGCGCAAAAAGAUUGGCAGUGCAAGGAGAGACAUGGACCAACAUGGUCAUGGGCAUCGCUAGACGAUGCUGUCAAGUUUGAUGAUCAACGACUACCGAUGGGUACAGAUACGCUUGAGUUGGUCCACGACGAAUGCCACAUGACGUGGGAAUCGCCGAACUUCAACGAUGACCUCAAGAACUUUCCCGCGUGGCUACAGUAA
Exserohilum turcica Et28A is the source of this 861-nucleotide messenger RNA. RefSeq lists its product as uncharacterized. NCBI's taxonomy places the organism in Eukaryota, Fungi, Ascomycota, Dothideomycetes, Pleosporales, Pleosporaceae. Bases 22 to 861 code for a protein of 279 amino acids. The record is from RefSeq and is a predicted model, not a curated record. The transcript has 2 exons.